Molecule: messenger RNA, 639 nt
Organism: Aspergillus aculeatus ATCC 16872
Lineage: Eukaryota; Fungi; Ascomycota; Eurotiomycetes; Eurotiales; Aspergillaceae
Gene: tpcG
Product: oxidoreductase tpcG
Exons: 1
Source: RefSeq, a predicted model, not a curated record
AUGUCGACCUACGCGAUCCUUGGCGCCACCGGCAACUGUGGCACUGCUCUCAUCGACAACCUGCUGCGCACCAACGAUGCGCGAAUCAACGCCUAUUGUCGCAACAAGGCCAAGCUGACCCAAAAGGUGCCAGCCGUCGCCGACAACAAGCGCGUCACGGUCUACGAAGGGAGCAUCUACGACAUUGACCUGCUGGCCGAAUGCAUCCGCGACGCCCACGCCAUCUUCCACGUGGUGACGACCAACGACAAUGUGCCCGGCUGCCACGUCGGCCUGGACACGGCGAAGAGCAUCAUCGCCGCGAUCGAGAAGCUGAAGGUUCACGGCCAGCUGCGCCCACCCCUCCCCAGAAUCGUCCUUCUCUCCUCCGGCACCAUCGACGACCAUCUCAGCCGCCACAUGCCGUGGUGGUUCCGGCCCAUCCUUCGCACCGCCGCCUCGCACGUCUACGAGGACCUGCGCAGGACGGAGGCCUACCUCCGGGCGCAGGCAGACCUGGUGUCCACGAUUUUCAUCAAGCCCGGCGGGCUCGCUGUGGAUGCGCAACGCGGCCAUGAGCUGAAUCUCGACCACGACGAAUCGUUCGUCUCGUACCUCGACCUGGCCGCGGGGAUGAUCGAGGCCGCGGAUGACGAGGAC